This is a messenger RNA of Triticum aestivum (bread wheat), 2680 nucleotides long. RefSeq names its product protein RDM16. Gene Ontology annotation, biological process: mRNA splicing, via spliceosome. The coding region runs from base 414 to 2087 and encodes 557 amino acids. The transcript is spliced from 7 exons. Gene Ontology annotation, cellular component: U4/U6 x U5 tri-snRNP complex. Lineage: Eukaryota; Viridiplantae; Streptophyta; Magnoliopsida; Poales; Poaceae. The record is from RefSeq and is a predicted model, not a curated record.
CCAAACUAUACUCAAGUUUGGGUCCGUCUCCAAAUAGAGUCCUCGUCCCCCACGCAAACGCCCCACGCGCUAACCACCGCGGCGCCCCAAUCUCCGGCGACCUGCUCCCAUCCGCAGAUCCGCCCGUCUGAACUCCUCAUCCAUGGAUCGCCACACCAUCAACCACAGCGGCGAGGACCGCCACCGCAGCGACGGACAUCACCACCACCACAAGGCUCGGGAUUCCGUGGGGCGCCGCGAUUCGGCCGGCUGCGAGCCGCUGCCGCCGCCGCCGCUGUCACGGAAACGGAAGGACCACGACAGCGGCGAGCCCGGCCGUGAAGGGGGCAAGCGGCCUAGGGCCUUGGUGGAUCCGCCUCCGCGCAAGGAGGAAAGGCCACGGCGAGAGCGCAAGAAGCUAGAGUCAGGUGCUAAUGGAGAUCCACAGCGCGGCGCGGCGCCUAAUGGUGGUGCUCAGCCGCCGCUCAAUUCUGCACCUGCUGCUGCGGUGCCAUCUGCUUAUCCUGUUCCUUCAAAGUGCAGAUGGAACUGCAAAUUCAUCCGCUGGCAGAAGUGGCAGCUUAAGUCUUGAUGCUUUAGCGAAAGCUAAAAAGGCUUUGCAACUGAAGAAGGAAUUAUCAGGAAAACUCAAGAGAUUACCUGCGAUUCCUUCACAAGAGAUUGCUACUAAGAUGGGAUUUCGCCAGGAUCCACAGUUUUCACCUUCUAUCAACAUGCUCCCUGGUACAUGCAGUGGACUGAAUGUUCCUCAAAGACCUGCCAAGGCCCCUGUUCUCUGUCUUGAUGCUCAAGGUAGAGAAAUCGAUGAGCAUGGAAAUGUUAUCAGCAUGACCAAGCCAAGCAACCUGAGUACUCUGAAGGUCAACAUUAACAAGCAGAAGAAGGAUGCAUUCCAGAUUAUCAAACCAGGCUUGGAGUCGCUUGCAAAAUCUACCGUUCAUUUUGAUGAAAGGAUGGGCAUCAAUCCAACCAAGCUCCUUCGUCCUAAAAGGCCAGGAUUCCAGUUUAUUGAGGAAGGCAAACUUUCGAGGCAGGCUGAAUUGCAGAGGAUUAAGAAUCAAUUUGGUGAAGCACAAGCUAAAGAGCUUAAAGUAAAGCAAGCUCAUCUUGCCGAGGCAAAGGUCGAAGCUGACAUGAAUCCAAAGCUAAUUGAAAUUGCUCCUGGUGGAAGGCCUCCAAAGCAGAAGCAGAAGGAAGAGAUUCCUGAUAUUGAGCCAUGGGACUCAAAAAUCCUGAUAUCUGCCACGUACGAGGACAUCUCCUUGGAAAAGCUUAAUAUGGAUAAGAUCACCAUCUACGUGCAACAUCCAGAGCCAUUGGAACCACCGGCUAAGCCCAUGACACCACCGCCUCAGCCACUUAAGCUUACUAACAAUGAGCAGAAGAAGUAUAGAACACAGAGGCGCCUCGCUACGGAAAAAGAUAGGCAAGAAAUGAUUAGGCAAGGCCUCUUGGAGCCACCAGAUCCCAAGGUCAAGAUGAGCAACCUUAUGAAAGUACUUGGUGCACAAGCUACACAGGACCCGACACGCAUGGAGAUGGAAAUACGAGCGGCUGCUGCAGAGCGCGAGCAGGCUCACGUCGACCGCAACACUGCCCGCAAACUCACGCCAUCUGAGCGCCGCAAGAAGAAGGAGAGGAAGCUUUUUGGUGAUCCUAACGACACAUUAGACUGUACUGUUUGUGUGUACAGAAUCAGAGACCUGUCACACCGUCGCUUUAAAGUGGACGUCAAUGCCCGAGAUAACCGGCUGACUGGCGCUGCGGUGAUCACAGAUGGUGUAAGUGUUGUGGUUGUGGAAGGACGGAAGCAAUCGAUCAAGAGGUACAAUCAGCUCAUGAUGAACCGGAUUGACUGGGCUGCUGCUGCAGUUGGUGGCAAGGAUAACGCCGCUGAUGAACCAGACAGGCAGGUGAAUAGCUGCGCAUUAGUAUGGCGAGGUAGUGUGGUGAAGCCCGCCUUUCCCAGGUGGUUCGGUGUGCGUAAGUGCCUGAGUGAGGCUGCUGCCAAGAAACUGUUUGUAGAUGCUAAAGUUGCACACUACUGGGACCUGGCUGUCAACUUCUCGGAAGAUUCGUCUUGUUGAGCUCAAAUUGGUGUUCAAGACAAUGAGAGCGAUUGCUGUGGAUCACUCUACUUUGCUAUUCAUUCAAUCGUAUCAUCGUCAGACUGUUGAUCAACUGAACGCAUGAAAGAGCUGUUGGAUUUUCGCAAUAUGCUUUUAAAUAAAUCUGCUAAGCCUUCUCAAUCUGAGAGGAGAGGUUCAGGACCAUUGUCCACCCAACCCAUGGUCGGUGCCGUUUGAUCAUCUAGUACUGGUUCCCAUGUGGGUCUGUGCCUAGUUAGUAUUCAAUUUUCUUGGUUUAGCUUAAUCCUCCUCUUCGUUAGCUUGCUCGUAGGGCUGCACCAUCUGGCCCUCUCUGAAAAGGAUGAACUGGCACUCUUCCCUAUGUUACUAUAGAUUAUGAAGCACAGCCCAAAGAAUUUAAAAAACAUUCUGCUCAAACCUGUCAUAGUACUGUUUAUCACUCUGGUUAUUUCCCAUGAGUUCGGCUGGCUCAGUAUUUGUUUUGUGUACACUAGGUAAAUUAUUUGUACUGAGUAGAACAAAACAUGGGUAAAAAGAACCUUUCAUACAGUUAAUUCUGCUGGUAAGAUUUAAUCGUUUUUUCUGCAAAA